AUGGGUUUCGGAGGCUUCAAGUCUUUGCUGUCGAGAUCCCGUGUGCCAUCAUCCCCCGCCGGCCGUCGAAUUCCGAUCCGGCUGGGACAGAAGUCUACAUUACGCGACGAACGUCGUGGCAAGCCGUACGUCUCAAACAGCAUCAAGACCUCUAAAUACAACGUCUUCGACUUCCUCCCCCGCCAACUCCUCUACCAGUUUUCGCGACUCGCCAAUGCCUACAUGCUCAUCAUCUCCAUCUUGCAAAUGAUUCCUGGGUUCAGCACCACUGGCAAAUUUACGACACUUAUUCCUCUUGACUCAUCAUAUCGAAAGAAGGGUACUACGAUUGGAAGAGACAUCGCCAAGAUGUAG
This is a messenger RNA of Colletotrichum fioriniae, 354 nucleotides long. The record is from RefSeq and is a predicted model, not a curated record. Lineage: Eukaryota; Fungi; Ascomycota; Sordariomycetes; Glomerellales; Glomerellaceae.